GUCGGUCGGGCGAGUCGUGCUUACUCGUCGCAGUGGCCCUUAACGUUAAAGUUUCUUUUCCCUCUCUGACUGACCGACCGACCCUCUAUCCCGCGAACACGAUCGCUCACCCUAUCCGCUACCUUUGCAUACCCGUAAAAAUAUAUUUCGACUUUAUCUCCCGUCUGCUCGUCGUCCCCGAUCGCGCACGGUCUCGAUCCCGUCGCGUUCCGUUAUUUUUUCAUACCCUCCCCCAACCCCCGUCCGCGAUCGGUGAACACGGCCACGUGAGUACGUAUUGGCGUAGGUGAGCGCGCGCGCUCGCGACGAUCAUGACCGCCGCCGGUGCGUACGACCGCCGCCGCCGCUGUCCGAACCGCAACGACGGCGCCGCUUGACGUUCGACCCGACCGCGGCCACUGCGUACCGCGCACGGCCACAGCGAUAACGUCGCGCGCACAAACAGUCGCGGCGCCGAGUCGUUCGUGUAGGUGGGUGCGUGCAUGCGUCAACAUGAUGGACCAUUUCUACUGGGAUCACCAUCAGCAGCAUCAUCACGUGCCGCCACCUCCGCAUAACUAUCAUCACCAGCAACAGCAGCCGCCGCCUCCGCCUCCGCCGCCGCAGCCGCAGCCGUCGCACCAACUUCAACAGCACCAGCCACCGCAUAGAUUGGACGUCGCCGCUGGUGCCCCCCGUCAAAACGACACGGACAACGUGUCCAACGAUUCGUACCUGACGUCGUCGCACAGCGUGAUGACGGGAGAGUCAGUAUCACCACCGUUGGCCGCCGGCGGCGGGGGCGGCGGCGGUGGCGGCGGCUUAUCGCCCGACGUCAUGGGCGCCGCCGGCUGCGGCACGUGCUGUACCGUUGCGGGCGGUGUGCCGGGCGACCGGGCCGGUUCCGAGUCCGCCGUGGCCGCCGUGUGCUCGUGCCAGCUGGCCGCGGCCGCGUCGUUGCCGCCGCACUACGCCAGCCACCGCAGCACGCCGGCCACCACAGCAGUGUACGCGCCGUACCCGUCCACGGACCAGAACCCGUACCCCAGCAUCGACACGUCGUCGUUCUACCCGCACUUGAGCAAUCCGUACGGACUGAAAGACUCGACGGGCUCGUCGGACAUGUGGUCCAGCGCCAGUCUGCAACCAUCCACCGGCUAUUAUCAUUACGACUCCACUCUGGCAGCUUACGGGUACAGCGCAGGAUACGACUUGGCGGCCAGGCGAAAGAACGCGACUCGGGAAUCGACGGCCACGCUCAAGUCGUGGUUGAACGAGCACAAGAAGAACCCGUACCCGACCAAGGGCGAGAAAAUCAUGUUGGCCAUCAUUACUAAGAUGACCCUCACGCAGGUGAGCACUUGGUUUGCAAACGCUAGAAGACGGUUGAAAAAGGAGAACAAGAUGACGUGGGAGCCCAAGAACAAGACGGACGAUGACGACGACGAUGCCGGAUCUUCGGACUGCGAGGACAAAGACAAGGACGACAUGCUGAUGGGUGACGAGAAACUAAAAGAUAUCAGAAAAGAAAGCCACGGCGAUCACAUGAUGGGGCCGGGCGUGAUGUCGGACGGUGACGAUGACCGAAAGCCGAUGCUGCAACACCUCUACCACCCCGAUCAGAUGCACCACAUGAAAGUGCACCAUCACGUGAUGCAAGACGACCACCACCAGGACUGCGGUAUACCAUUGCCGCCGACCAAACCCAAAAUAUGGUCGCUGGCCGACACGGCCGCGUCCAAGACUCCGCCACCGGGUCACCAGUGGCCGAACGUCAGCCCCAGCCUCGCGUCGCCCAGUUUCACAAUGCCCAACUCGUCGCUGUCUCCGUCCGGAUCGUCGUAUUCCAGGUACGGUGCUAACGGGUUUUACGGCAGCGGCUACAAUGGCGGCAACAGUAAUUCGUCGUCAUCGUCGGCCCAGCAAAUGGCCGGAUAUCCUGAUGUGCAGACCGACACGCCGCCGCAGACCCCGCCCAACAUGAAGUUACCGUUGUCCGCCUCUUCCGGUCAGCAGCAGCAACAGCAGCAGCAGCAACAGCAACAACAACAGCAGUUCGGCGGCCAUCAGGGUUCUUAUAACGGGUACCAUCACCAUCACCAACAGCAGCAGCACAACAACUAUCACCACCGGCAACACGUGCCGCCACCGCCUCAACAGCAGCAGCAGCAGCACGAAGUCAUCAGAUCGGUUCUGGAGGUACAGCAGCAACAGCAACAGUACCAUCAACAGCACGUAUCCAUCAACCAACACAACAACAACAAUAACAACAACAGCAACAACAACAAUAACAACAAUACCAACACUAACAACAACAAUCAUCAGAUGGUGGGUGCUGCUAACGACGCUAAUACGGCUUUCAAACCGUUUUACAAAACUCCUGCACAACUGCAGCAUCCGCAACAACUUCAGCAUCAGCAGCAGCAGCAGCAGCAGCAACAGCAGCAGCAACAAAGACAGAUGAACGGUUACGUGUCACCCGUGUAAUCGCCUGCCGUGCCCCGAUCGACUGGCUGCAGCCUCCCGGGACUUCUGGACGACGCCCGGGUUACGCCCUGUUCCCUGUACGCCGACGGCACCGAGACGGUUCUUCGACUGCGCUACGUUCACAACAUCCAAUCACUUCGCCGCCUUGGUGUGUGCAUCAUACCCCCGGACGUUAUUUGAUUCCGCGUCGCGAAACGGUUUUUAACCGUUCUAACAUUCUUCUGUAGAUUUGUAAAAACUAACUUACAAUUAUCAUUAUAAUUAUUAUUAUUCUAAAUAUUAUUAUUAUUAUUAUUAUUAUUAUUAUUACUACUUACAUACAUAAUAUUAUAUAUAUUGUAUAUCGUUGAAAAAUUACGUUUGUGUUCUCAAAAUAAUAUAUUAUUAGCCACCCCUCUCUCGUGUGUAUUUGCAAAUAUGAAUGUAAUAUAACGUAAUGUAUUAUACUAGAAUUAUGUAUUUACGGUGUGCACACGCGUUAAUGUGUGCGCGCGUCAGAAAUACACGAUCGCCCGUGCGAUUAUUUUACUAUAAAUAUAUUAAAUAUAUGUAUCUAAAACUACGUGUUAUCUAUUAUGAAUAAUUUGUAAAUAUGGAUUUAUAUUUUAAAAAUCGAUUUGGAGUGCAAUUUGAGGGGAAAUAUAUUAUAAUAUGUCUAUUAUUAG
This is a messenger RNA of Sipha flava (yellow sugarcane aphid), 3131 nucleotides long. RefSeq names its product homeobox protein caupolican-like. Gene Ontology annotation, molecular function: RNA polymerase II cis-regulatory region sequence-specific DNA binding; DNA-binding transcription factor activity, RNA polymerase II-specific. Gene Ontology annotation, biological process: neuron differentiation; regulation of transcription by RNA polymerase II; cell development. Gene Ontology annotation, cellular component: nucleus. NCBI's taxonomy places the organism in Eukaryota, Metazoa, Arthropoda, Insecta, Hemiptera, Aphididae. The coding region runs from base 493 to 2466 and encodes 657 amino acids. The transcript has 8 exons. The record is from RefSeq and is a predicted model, not a curated record.